Messenger RNA from Lachancea mirantina, 879 nucleotides. NCBI's taxonomy places the organism in Eukaryota, Fungi, Ascomycota, Saccharomycetes, Saccharomycetales, Saccharomycetaceae. The record is from the annotation of a GenBank genome assembly.
AUGCUUUCUCUUACAGUCUUGUUUUACUGCGUCAAGAAAAUGCCCCGAGUGAUCGUGGGAAUUCUCAACGUCAUUACCAUUUUUUUACUGGUUUUUCUCCUGCUGGGCACUUACAAUACGUCUCACACUUCGACUUAUUUGACCCGCUUCAAAUUCAAUCCAGAAUCCCCGUUAUUUAAUGUGAUAACCUCUUCUCUAGAGUCGUCAAAUUCCACCCGAAACCUACAAAACGUCGAAAUCACUUCCGGAUAUCUGGGCGUCUGCAUCCAAAACUUGCCCAAGAGUUACAGCACCGAAUCUAGUGUAUGCUUUAAUCGCAAAAAGAUCUCUACAGUCGACCUUUACGAUCAACUCGCAGUUAAAGUGUUCAAUUUCAAAUCUACAAAUUCCACUGAUAACUCCCAAUCCUCGGCUCUCAACAUCCUGGACUUGGCACAAACGCUCUCUGUGAACACCAACCAUCCUUAUCUCCUCAUGGCGACAAUCAUAAUGUCUAUCGCCAUGUUUGGACUCACACUCUACGCUACAAUCCCUAAAUUACCUGCCAAAUUCUACAUUAACCGAUUUUUACUACUUUUGAGUCCACUGUUGGCCCUCAUUUGGGGGUUAGGUUCCAUGUGGGCACACGUCGCAAUGCAUUCUGCUACUGAGCUUAUUCCAAGGGCUUCAAUGGGAAUUAUCAACGCCAAUUCGAGCCCGAAAGCAUCUUCAAUGGCCUGGUGUUCGUUCGCAUUUAUGUGCAUAAACUGCCUCAUAAUUUGGGCAAUCUAUUUCAGAGACAGAGCAUCACUGAGUCGUAAGGUCGACGAUGUCAAUAGUCGAUCCACAUGCUCCCACAAGUAUCCAAGCGAUAACUCACUGUCGUCUUAUUCGGUUUAA